This is a messenger RNA of Choloepus didactylus (southern two-toed sloth), 1399 nucleotides long. RefSeq names its product monocyte differentiation antigen CD14-like. The record is from RefSeq and is a predicted model, not a curated record. The coding region runs from base 159 to 1226 and encodes 355 amino acids. Gene Ontology annotation, cellular component: lipopolysaccharide receptor complex; external side of plasma membrane; membrane raft. Lineage: Eukaryota; Metazoa; Chordata; Mammalia; Pilosa; Megalonychidae. Gene Ontology annotation, biological process: positive regulation of type I interferon production; inflammatory response; lipopolysaccharide-mediated signaling pathway. Gene Ontology annotation, molecular function: lipopolysaccharide binding; protein binding. The transcript is spliced from 2 exons.
GCGGGGUCACAGUGGGAGACCAGGGUUAUGUAAACUCUUAAAGGCCAAAGAGUUGGGAACGACCUGCGCGGAGCCUGGAAACCGAGUUAUAUACCAAAGAAGCCACAGCCCUUCCUUGAGCAUUCUGGUGGUGAAGGGGCUCUGCAGACCUGCCAGCCAUGAAGCGCGCGCCCCGCCUGCUGCUGCUGCUGAUGACUGUGCUACCGCUGCUGCGAGCCUCGGAGGACACGCCGGAGCCCUGCGAGCUGGACGAUGAAGAUUACCGCUGCGCCUGCAACUUCUCGGAUCCGGAGCCCGAUUGGGCCAGCGGCUACCAGUGUAUGGCUGCCGUCGAGGUGGAGCUCCGAGCCGGCGGCCACAGCCUAGAGAAAUUUCUAGAGCGCGCCGACAAGGACCCUCCGCAUUACGCUGACAUGGUCAAGGCUCUGCGCUUACGGAGGCUCACUGUCGGCGCUGCCCGGGUUCCUGCCCGGCUCCUGUUCGCCGUCCUGCGUGCGCUCGGUUAUUCCCGCCUUAAGGAACUGACGCUCGAGGACCUAGAGGUAACCGGCACGUCGCCGCCGCCGCCUCUGGAAGCCACCAGGCCUGCACUCUCCACCCUUCGCCUCCGCAAUGUGUCGUGGGCGACCGGGGGUGCCUGGCUCGCUGAGCUGCAGCAGUGGCUCAAGCCUGGCCUCAAGAUACUGAGCAUUGCGCAAGCACAGUCGCUGGCCAUUUCCUGCGAACAGCUCCGCGCCUUCCCGGCACUCACCAGCCUAGACCUGUCGGACAACCCUGGACUGGGCGAGCGCGGGCUGACCGCCACCCUCUGUCCGCACAAGUUCCCGGUCCUCCAGGAACUCGCGCUGCGCAACGCGGGGAUGGAGACGCCUACCGGCGUGUGCACCGCGCUGGCGGCGGCCGCUGUGCAACCCCACCGCCUAGACCUCAGCCGCAACGCGCUGCGCGCCACCGCACACCCCGGCGCACCCCGGUGCACCUGGCCCAGCAAGCUGAGCUCUCUCAACCUGUCCUUCGCUGGGCUGGAGCAGUUGCCUAAGGGACUGCCGGCCAAGCUUAGCGUGCUGGAUCUCAGCUGCAACAGGCUGAACAGGGCGCCACGGCCAGACGAGCUGCCCGAGGUGGGAAACCUGACACUGUUCGGGAAUCCCUUUUUGGACCCUGGAGCCACUAAACCCCACGAGGACCCUCUGAACUCUGGUGUGAACCGAAACUGUGCGCCUUAGCUUCUGGCCCUGGGGAUGUCAGGAACCCUGGAGCCUUCUCCCAGGGUCCUGAGGCUCAUCCAAGGCCCAGCGGAGAAGAAUGAAUGUGGGAGUUAAAGGGCUGAUCAAGACAUCUAGAUCAAGCAACCCUGUGCCACACAUUUAAUAAAAUGUUAACCAGCGUGUCCUUAUCA